Messenger RNA from Elgaria multicarinata webbii, 2301 nucleotides. It is a transcript of the gene SLC2A8, whose product is annotated as solute carrier family 2 member 8. Gene Ontology annotation, cellular component: membrane. The coding region runs from base 173 to 1747 and encodes 524 amino acids. The record is from RefSeq and is a predicted model, not a curated record. Gene Ontology annotation, biological process: D-glucose transmembrane transport. The transcript is spliced from 11 exons. NCBI's taxonomy places the organism in Eukaryota, Metazoa, Chordata, Lepidosauria, Squamata, Anguidae.
GUGCCCUUUGCUCUCUUCCCCCAAACCCUGGUGUUGCGUGUUCGUGUUUUGCUUCACUCCCAGCCCAAUGAAAAGUUUUAACAAGUUCAAAUACAUCCUUGGCUUCUUUGGGACCUUUAGGUGGUCUUUUUAACAGCGUUUCCCCACGGUUGCUUUUGGGUAUUUUGUGCGUAUGGUUUGUUUUUCCAGAGUGAAGCUUGGGACCGAGGCUGCCUGGGCAACAUUCCCCUUCGGAGUGAGGACAGGAGAGAUGGCUUCUGAGGAAUCCAGUCCGCUUUUGGGCACUGCGGCAGAAGUAGAACUGCCUGCUGCUGAGAGACCCUCUCAGCUGGACGUUUAUCUGAGCAAGGUCCAAAACCGGAAUGUCUACCUGGCGACGUUCGCUGCCGUGCUGGGACCGCUAAGCUUCGGCUUCGUGCUUGGCUACAGCUCGCCGGCCAUUCCGAGCCUGAAAAGGAGCGGCAACCCGGCAUUAAGGCUGGAAGAUAGCCAGGCAUCUUGGUUUGGGUCUGUCGUCACUCUGGGCGCGGCGGCUGGCGGGAUUCUGGGAGGAUACCUUGUGGACAAAGCUGGCCGGAAGCUGAGCCUGAUGUUCUGUGCGGUCCCGUAUGUUUUUGGCUUCCUGACCAUCGUCUCCGCUCAGAACGUUUGGAUGCUGUACGUGGGCCGGCUGUUGAGCGGCUUGGCCAGCGGCGUCACCUCCUUGGUGGUUCCGGUAUAUAUUUCUGAAAUAGCUCAUUCCAAGGUUCGAGGGAUGCUCGGCUCAUGUGUUCAGCUGAUGGUGGUGACGGGCAUCUUGGGAGCUUACAUGGCAGGCAUGGGGCUGGGCUGGCGCUGGCUGGCGGUGCUGGGCUCCGUCCCACCCUGCAUCAUGCUGGGGCUCAUGGCCUUCAUGCCGGAGACGCCACGGUUCUUGCUGAGCCGGAAUCAGCAGGCCGAAGCCGUGGCGGCGCUGCAGUUCCUGCGGGGACCCCUGGUGGAGCACGAGUGGGAAUGCAGGGAGAUCCAGGCCAGCGCCCACGAGCAGCAGGAGCUGAGCCUCGCGGAGUUCAAGAACCCCUCCAUUUACAAGCCCUUCUUCAUUGGCGUCACCAUAAUGUUUUUCCAGCAAGUGUCGGGCAUCAACGCCAUCAUGUUUUAUGCGGAAACCAUAUUUGAAGAGGCCAACUUCAAGAAUAGCAGCGCUGCUUCUGUCAUUGUGGGCUCCAUCCAAGUCUUUUUCACAGCCGUGGCUGCCCUUAUUAUCGAUAGAACAGGACGGAAAAUCCUCCUGGUCUUCUCAGGGUUCAUCAUGGCUGCCAGCGCCGCCGUGUUUGGGAUGUAUUUCAAAAUGGCGCUCCCGGGCCCCGGCAACUCUUCCCACGUCAAGUGGUCGGACUCCCCUCUGGGCCUCGCGCUUGUAGAAGAAGAGCACAGCCUUGCGUGGCUGGCGGUGCUGAGCGUGGGCCUCUUCAUCAUGGGCUUUGCCCUGGGAUGGGGCCCGAUCCCAUGGCUGGUGAUGUCCGAAAUAUUCCCCCUCCGAGCCCGAGGCGUUGCCAGUGGUGCCUGCGUUUUAACGAACUGGUUCAUGGCCUUUCUCAUCACCAAGGAGUUCCAUGACCUCAUGGUACUCCUAACUCCUUACGGUACUUUCUGGCUGUUCUCCGGCACCUGCCUCCUCAGCGUGCUCUUUACCAUACUCUGCGUCCCCGAAACGAAAGGGAAGAGCUUGGAAGAGAUAGAGGCUUACUUCCAGAGAUUACGUUAGCUGCUGUGAACUAUCAGGGAAAAGUGCCCCCCCCCCUUUCUGGAACUUCAUUCAGGUGUUGGCCGGUGAGACCAAAUCUUCCGUUUCUCAAGGAGGUGCACAUGAAUGUAAAUUCUCUACGCGGCUCGGUCAGGUCCAACAAAUAUGACCAGGAAGGACAGCCGUGUUUUGCAUGGGGCGCACGUCAUCACAGGAUUACAAAACUCUGCUUAAGUUUUGUGAAACGCAGGUUACCCAUUUUGUGUUGCCCUGCUGAAGGGUGCUGCCUGAGCACUGCUUUAAAAUGUUAGAACUUCAAAAACAGUUAUAGGGCCUCUGCUGUAGGUUUUGUAGACAUAGAGGGGAACAAAAAAAGGGGCUGGUCCCCACCGGCAUAGUUCAUGCUCUUCCUCUGAAUUUUCUGUUUUUAUUUUUAAAUCUCUAGGCCGGUUUUCCCCAGCCUGACUUCGUCCAGAUGUCUUUGGACACUAGCUCCCAUCAUCUCCAAUCAGUGUGUCCUGCCUGGGGUGCCGGGAGUUGUAGUCCCAACACAUCUGGAGGGCACCAGGUUGGGG